Molecule: messenger RNA, 585 nt
Organism: Nymphaea colorata (pocket water lily)
Lineage: Eukaryota; Viridiplantae; Streptophyta; Magnoliopsida; Nymphaeales; Nymphaeaceae
Product: protein FATTY ACID EXPORT 3, chloroplastic-like
Cellular component (GO): membrane
Source: RefSeq, a predicted model, not a curated record
AUGUCUUUUACAACUUGGAAUGACCAUUAUCUGGAUUUUAAACUGGAAAAAUUGAAGAAUGAGCUUGAGAAGCAGUCGGAGGAGUCACAAGAAGCAUGAAAGAGCACAAUAGAAUCUUACAAAGAGCAGGCUGCAAAAAUGAAAGACUUGUCAGAGGAAGCGUAUGAAUUGUAUUCUAAGAAAGCCAUGGUGCUUUUUGAAGAUGUCUCUGAGCAGGUCAAAGUACAAGCAAAGAAAGCUAAGAAAUAUAUAUCUUUGAUUGCAGAACAAGUCACCAUAGAGGGAAGGGAGUAUCUUUCUUCUGCAGCGGAGAACCCUCCGGAGCCAGUAAAGGAAGUGGAAACUUUUACUAGUGAAGGUGCUGAGUUGAAAAAAAUAUCUGAAAUUCGUGAUUUUUUCAUUGGAAUUCGAUAUGGUGCAGUGCUGUUCAUCGGUGGAUUUCUUUCCUUCAUGCUAAUUGUAAGCAUUCCAGCAAUUAGGUUUGACAUGAUUCUAGGAGGUGCACUGUUGUAAAGGAGCAUAUUAAGCUUAAGAGGAUAGAAAGCAUGAAAAUCUUCUGCCUUAUUUUUACAGGGUCAAGCAGGU